This is a messenger RNA of Culicoides brevitarsis, 1633 nucleotides long. Its product is annotated as embryonic polarity protein dorsal-like. The transcript has a single exon. NCBI's taxonomy places the organism in Eukaryota, Metazoa, Arthropoda, Insecta, Diptera, Ceratopogonidae. The record is from RefSeq and is a predicted model, not a curated record. The coding region runs from base 33 to 1607 and encodes 524 amino acids.
GAUUCAAAUCCUUGCGCGACGACUUGAAACGCAUGGCGAAUAUCGACAUAUUCGAGCAAAUUCUCGUCAACAACAGCAGUGAAGCAGCUGCGCAUCUCGCGCCACAAAACAACGUCGAAACGCGCGAAGAUGAGAACAACAAUCACUUUGACUUAGAAAAUAACGAAAUAAAUAUGAAUUGCGAAGAAAUGUCCUCCCCUCCGCCAUCGCACGACGAACAAAAAGUAAUCGAAAUUCUCGAUACGCCGCAAAACGAAACGAACCAAUUCCUCGAGGACGACGACAAAACCUUGAACGAGCUACUUGAACAAGUUGCUGAAUUAGACGAAAUUUACACGGAUCACCAGAUCCAGCGCGACGAUCAACCAAAAUCCUUCAUGGAUCCCGAUUUUCGGCCCGUUUCUCUCAAUAAUCGCGUGCCAUCCGAAAAAAUGGAUGUCGAUUUCGAUGAUGCAGCAACUUAUUCAAGUCUCCAAAAGGCAUUUAAAAAUCCGAUUGACAUCACAUUGGCACCGCCCGUACCCCAGAGACCAUUGCACGGACAAUUAAUACCUGAGCAGGAGGCGGUUCAUCACACAUAUGAUGCGGUAGAGCCCGCCCCGAUGACUGUUGAUGCCCGAAAUGCGCCAAAAAUUGACGUUCAACCGAUGCUGAAGCGAGAAAAUCACGAAGAAGAGAAAUUGCCGCCUUUACCACCGAAGCGCGCUCGAAAAUUGACCGAAACUGACGGAAAAUCCGACAAAGAAAAUGAAAAUUUUCCUCCAAUCACGCCGUCUCAGAGUCAAAUCUUGAUCAAAAAUGCAGAUGCUCCAAAUAAAAAGUUGCCUCCGACACCCACGAAGAACGGCGGGGGUUCCGCUACGCUGCCACGUCAAAAGAAACCCGGAUUUUUCUCGAAAUUAUUUUCGCGGAAGAAGAGUAAGUCCGAUGUGAAUACCCAAACUCCAAGUACGACAGCGAAAACGACUCCGGCAGCAUCUCGUGAGCCAAGCGUGGCGGCUUUUGAGUUAAACGAUCCGAAUCGCGGGUCAUUCCGCUCCCUGAAAAAUCCCGUGAUCGAAGAUUUGAAGGAAGGCAAGCCCAAAACGAAAGUCGGAAAGCCCGUGGGACGCAGUGUUUCGAGCGUUUCGGGCAAAAGACCGCAUCUCGGCCCCGAAAUUAUCCAUAUUCCGUUGAAGGGCGACAGUACAAACUCGUUGCCGCACAGCAAUCCGAACCUGAAUGCGCCCAUGCGACACGGAACGCCGCAACAUUCGGGCUAUGGGAGUGCCAGCACGAUUUCUUUGCAUGCCCUCGACAAAGAUCGCAAGACAAUGAGUGCGUUGCAGCUGGCGGAUUUGCCGCUGAAAGACGGAAAUAUGGAACUUGUUGCGAUUGCCGAUGCUCAGAGUAUUAAGAAUUUGUGCGAAGGUGAUUUUGGGGUGCAACUCGAUCCGGAUGUCAAUUUGAGUGAAGCGGAGCACUAUGCGCUCUACACGUCAAUUCCUCCCUUUGCCACAAUGUCCGAAAUCGAUGAGAAUUCAAUGUAUUACGCGCCCGUCGAGGGUGGCGAAAUUUUGACGCCAUCCGAAGUGGCGAAGAGAUUAACGACACUCAAUAAGUCUUAAAUUUUUUUUCUAAUUUUUUUUAUUAA